CGCCAUAUUUCUCUGUCGUCGUGCGCGGUGUGUGCUUCAACAAGCUAUUCGAGAUCUCACAAUUUAGUUCCUGCCUUGCACUUGUUCGUUUAUUCUACUGUCUUCUAUUCAUAAAUUCUGCUAUGGCUGAUCGUAAUCCCAUUAUGUUUGGUCCUGAAUGGCUACGAAAGUUGGCGCGAGAGCGUAAUUUAACAAGACCAAAUAAUCCAAAUAACACAGGGCCGAGACCAAUACUGGCCAGUGGUAUGUCUGGAAAUCAAACAGCUGGAUUUGGUCUUGGUGCUUCGUCCUCCGGGACUACCAACACAACAGGACAGCCAGUAACAACACACAGUCAGUUGAGAGAAAAUGCGUCAAGUUCAGGCGGGGCUGCGGCCAUUCCCGCACCGGCAAUACCGGUCAAUCAAAACAGACACAAUACAUCAAACUCAUGUGCAUCUGGAGUCACACCCCUGCCUGGCACAUCAGGAACCCAAAACAAACAAAAUGCAUCAAGCUCUGGUGCUACUGCAAAUUUGGCUGUACCUAGUACAUCUGGCACUCAAAACAGAAACACAACUAACAACCAACAACCCAAUAAAGUAUUACUAGCAAAAUUGAGGUAUGGCAGGGAGGAGAUGUUGGCUCUGUAUGACAGUAACGUUGAUGCACCAGAACAAUUAAAAUAUUUUGAUUUACUUUACCAACCCAGGGGAAAAGUACCAUUUGCAUUAAAUACAUUUGAAGAGGAACAUAAUUUGCGAGAAGGAAUUAGAGGUGGUCCACCUAUUAGUGGACCUUUACAAGGAGAACGAUUUAGUGCAGGUCGUGGUGCAGGUCGAGGUUUAUUGAAUAACACCAGUAGGCGCAUUCCUUUUGUCCGGCAGUUAUCCAAUGGCAGAGGAUGGAAUAGUCAGAAACCUAGACUCCCAGGAUUCAGUGCAGGUUCACCAGAUGACGAAACUCCAGCAUUACGAUCAUGGAACUCUAGCAAUGGAGCUGGACCGAGCAGAGCUACACCAACUGAACAAGCUGAAUGGGCGCAGAACAAAUUAUUCCGGAAUAGACGACAAGUUCACAAUACUAAUUGGCGACAAUCGGCCAGAGAAGAAGGCGAUGAAUGGCGAUUGAAUGAGGCUGCAGGAAAUAGACCAGCAAACCAAGAGCGCGACUGGCCAGACAGACCGCCUCAAGAGAGAUCACAGUCGUGGAGUACCAAUCGGCGUCCAUGGUCUGAGAACCAACAUAGUGAUGAUCUACCAGAAUGGGCUAUUGAUAAUCCUGAAGCAGGGGCUGGAUCAUUCGAUUCAUCUGGAGCGUUCCAUGGAUACAGCAAUGAUGACUCCAACUUACCAAAAACCAUUGAAACACCAUAUCAGCUGGCUCGGUCCCAUACACAUGCUUCAUUAGCUCGAUCUAAAACUGUAGAGGAAGGUUCAGAGGAAUGGUGGGCUUCGGAAAAAGCUAAAAAGCUCUCGCCUAAACGUUUCCCUGCUGGAGAUUUUAAAUUUGAGAAGAAGGUUGAAAAUUUACAGACGUCAAAUCAUUCUGAUCCGAACGAGGCCAGUACCAGUACAAGUGCACGCAACAGGCAAAUAGAUUUGGAAGAUCUUCAACAAAUACCUGAAAAAUUGGAAAAAGACUCAUCACCAGAAGCGAAAAACAAAGCUGCAGAGGAUUCUAAGAACCAGUAUGCUGAAAGUAAAACAUUUGAUGCCCUGAUGCGUUCCGAUAUAGAUAUUGCUGAUGCUAAUGACGACCGCAGCAAUUUCCAAUCAGUCAUGAUAACUCCUAAUAAUAGUCUCCGUCAGAAACAUCAAAAUAUUGUAACAUCUACAGUUGACUCAUCCAAUCAGCCGAACAUCAAUCCUGGUCUCCUACAGAUGUUCCAUGGAAUUCCACAUGGAAAUGAGAAUGACACUAACCAAUCGGCCGAAGAUAGAAUUGUGGAUGAUUUAUUUGAAAUGUCGCUCUUAGAUGAACCGAACUUGUCCUUAAGGAAUAUUGGACCUAAUAUGACACACCAGCCCUCUGGCAAUUUGUGUAUGAUUCCGCAAAUGCAAUCCCUCAAUUCCAAUAUACAUAUGGGGCUCGCCAACCCAGCCUUGCAAAAUCAUGCUAUGAUGAAUUCUGCCCCUAAUAUGUCCAAUCCAUCUGGUCAAGGCAAUAUUCAGAACAUUGGUAUGCCCAAUUCAGUAUUGAACUCUUCAUUGGGUCUACCGAUUGGUGGAGCCAACAAUGGCAUGGUGCUACCUAUGCAAGGAGUUUUACCACAGGCAAUGCCUAACAAUCCCAUAAAUCCUGCUAUGAAUAUACCGAUGCCGCAACAUCCAAAUGUAAUGGGCAACUACCAACAGAAUCCAGCCAUUCCGGUAAUGCCAACACAGAAUGUUGCAAACUCUUCACUGUUUUUGGGACAGCAAAAUAAUAAUUCGCAAAUUCCAACACCUAAUGAUAUGAAUCUACAAAAUCCAGGAGGUCAAAGCAAUAUGUUCCCAAUGCACGGAUUACAACAUGGUGGCGCUCAGGCUCCUUUCAACUCCAUCUAUAAUAACAUAAUGCCUCCAACAGCCAAUCAAAAUAAUGGUACCCCACAAAGUAUGAUUGAUCAGUGGUAUUAUGAGGAUCCUGAGAAAAUAAUACAAGGGCCAUUUUCAUCAAAGGAGAUGUUUAGUUGGUACAGGGCAGGAUUUUUCAACAACAGUUUAAUGGUGCGCAGAGCGUGCGAUUCUCAUAUGCGCCCACUCGGUUCUUAUGGACCCAUCGUGCCUUUCGCUCAAAGGGAUCUUAUUUCCUCAUAUCCACAUAUACCCGGAUUUGAUUCGCGCCAGCAGCCUCCUCGUGAAAUGAUAAACCAGCACGGAGGACUAGGGAUUGAUGUUGCAUUGACUAACAUUAGGCCCACGCUACGACUGGGCUCUGAUCGAUUAAUUACAGUUCAAGUUCAUCCGCCAUUACCGCACGCCAUCAUGGAGUCUUUGUGGAGUCAGCCAUCACCAAAUCAGGAUCUAAUAUGGAUGCAAUCGGCUCACCGCCCCAAUCCUAAUCCAAUGGUUAAUAACAACUUGGCCAUGUUCUUUUGGGAAUCACAGCCAUCAGCGAUCCCUACCAAUUCUAUCUUGCCCGAAGAUGUUGCCAAGGAGAUGAAAACUGAAGAUGAGAUUUUAGCGCAACUGCGAGCUUCUCAAAACAUACCGGUGUCGCAGCCUUCGUUCAUCAACGAUCCAGUGCCAGCGUCUGCAAGCGCUGCUAACAGUGACGUGCCAUUCCCCAAAGUUCCCGUAACACCGGAUCUCUCGGAACUCCAAAAGUUGAUGCAACCAGAACCUCCAAAGAGUACACAACCCCCUGCUGAAGUGAAUGCUGAAAAGGACACUACCAUGGAAAAGACAACAACUAAAUCUGACAAAGAGGAAAAAGCUGACUCACCUGUUGAUGAGAUAAAUAAUGCAAAGCUACAGCAAACUCCAGUUAAAUCCGACCCAAAGGGGCAAAAACUCGCUAAGAAUGACUCCGAGAAGAAUGUAAAAGCUAAAGAAAAUACUGUCACAAAAGCUAAAAAUAAGAAAUCCAAGGAUGACAAGAAAGAUGAUACUAUUGAAUUAAAAUCUAAGGACGAUGACGCUAACAAACUUGCGAAGAGGUCUGUGGAAUCUUCACCAUCAAAGACAAAGAAGGAAGAAAAACAAAACAAGAAAGAAAUUGAAAAGGAGAAAAGGGAAUUGGUGAAAGACGGCUUCACCAUGGUAAAGAGUACAGAGAAAAGUAACAACAAGGAUUUAAAGAAAAAAGCAGACGAGACUAAGGCUGCCGAAGAAGCUGAACGUAAACGCAAAGAAGAAGAAAAAUUAGCGCUUGAGGAGGAAAAGAAAAAAUUAGCAGCUGCCACCAAAAAACAGCAGGAAAUUCAACAACAGAAGCAAGCGGCCGAGUCGGUGGCGAAGAAAGCUCCUUGGUCAGUCGUGGCCAAUCAAGCAAUGGACACUAACAAGGAUGGACUAACCUUAGCCGAAAUACAGAAAAUGGAACGUGAGAAAAAAUUGGAGCAAAUGAAGGAACAACAGCAGAUGAUGCAGAUUAUCGCGCAGCAACAGGCUGCUACAUUGGCAAGGGAACAGGAGAUGCAAGUUGGUCUCGGUUGGGCUAAAAAGAAGAGUGCAAAUCCUAACGCACCAGGACAAAGUUUGGCUGAGAUUCAGGCGGAGGCUCGCCGCAAGUGCACGGUCGCCGCGUUAGCUGCGUUCGCGAAGCAGUCGCUGGAAGAAGCGCAGGCCUUGCCCACACCGAUACCCAACCCGAUGCCGUGGGGCAGUGCGUCUAAUGUCGGCUCAGGAGCUGGUGGUUCGCCUGAUGGUGGUUUCUGGGAUACGCAACCGAUUCAGCCUCCCAAACCGGAGCCCGUUAAGCAGGACCCGCCCAAGCCAGCGGACAUGAACAAGAACAAGCUGAAGGUGACGAUCGCGGUAAACACCGGCGCCGUGCCCAAGAAGGAGACAACGCCUGCCAUGGAGUUUGAGACCUGGUGCUCGCAGGCUCUUGGCGCUUGGAGCUCGAAGAUCGAUGUGCCGACCUUUGUUGGUUUUCUGAAGGACAUAGAGUCGCCGUAUGAAGUGAAGGACUAUGUCAAGUGUUAUCUCGGUGAAUCUAAAGAUUCCAGUGAUUUUGCCCGUCAAUUCCUCGAGAGAAGGUCCAAACUCCUUCGCGUCGGAAUGGUAACGCCGUCCGACGAUCUUUGCUCUCCUGCGCUGGCUAUAAAUCCCCGCAACACGUCUACUUCGGACUAUCAAGAAGUAAAGGGCAAAGGCAAGAAAACAAAGAAGAACAAAAUGAUGAAAGUGGACGCUCGUAUCCUCGGCUUCUCUGUGACAGCCGCCGAGGACCGGAUCAACGUUGGGGACAUCGACACCGCCUGAACCCGCAAGCCCCAACCCAACUCGCCUUGUGAUAACCCCCCGGGGGCUAAAUAACUUUAUUUCGUAUUUAACAGCGCAACAUGGUAUCCAUCGUUCCCUGUCCCACUACCGACGGCUUGAGCAAUCUAUGUAUAACGCGUAAUUAUUGUGUUUAAUUAUUAAUGUACACGUACACGUUGCUGCGACCCAUACGCAGAAUUGCGUGCGUGAUCGAGAUUGUCUUUCCUAUCUCAGCGUUCGUAGAUCUGAUUCUAUGGGUCGCAGAAACGUACGUGUACGUUUCUAGAACUUUCUUUGUAAUCCGCGGGAAAAGCAUUUUUUUAUUAAUCAUUCUGUUGUUUUUGUUCAACCAUCACUUGUAAUGGACGAUAACGUACGUGUGCGAUACAUUCUUCUUGACGUAUUUUUAUAUUUGUUACUGGCGUUCAGUUGAUAGCCAUCGAAACUGAACGUCAGUACAUUCAAUAACAUCAUAUUAACUAAAAAUACGUGAUAUACAUCAAUACUAUUUGAAACGCUUUUAAAAGUUGAUUUGUAAUCAACUUUUCAUAAGCUGCUGAACUCAUUUUUCUGUCUUAAUAUCAAACGAUGAUAAAGGUAUGUAAACACUUAUCUUUAAGCAUUUAUUUAUUCACCGACAAAAUCAGUAUCACUUUUUCAUUAUCGAUUUAUUGUACUAACUUGUAUUAACAGACAAAAGCAUUUUUAUUUUAAAUUGAACCAUUGUAUCGUGUGUCUUGAAUAAAUUUAAUUGAAUAAAUUUAAUUUAAGUUUCACUAAUUUUACUCGUUUGACUGAAACAUACUAACGUAAAACUUAGCUUCAGGAUGUAUAUACGCACUAUAUCAACAUUGCUCAACUCGUCGGUUACGUUUCCUCGAUGUUUGCACGUCAAUUUUUGAUGACUUAAUUUUUUUGUUGAUGAUGAACGUAGGCUACACGUUUCGCCAUUUUAUUUAAGUGAAUCUAUUAUGUGCAUGUUAUUGACUUUAUUUCGAUAGAACUGAGCGCUGGAACAAUUGGAGUAUUCACUUCGUGGCAUAAUAAAUAUAAUUUACGUAUAGUUAGACGUGUCGCUCAGCUCCAUCGAGAUGUCAGUCAAUAAUUUCGUGUUUACGCCAUCACUCUGGCCAAGCUACGGAAACAUGCACUCUAGUAUUUUACUGUAUACAAUAUAUUACCAAUACUUGCAGGCUCAACUCUUAAUAAUUUUACGCGUGAUAUCUUCUAAGUGCAUAAUACGCGUCGGUGACACAUAUGCGUCAAUUUUAAUUUUACACUAUUACAUAUUAUUAUAUUUAAAUGAUAGGGUAUUCAAUAAUUUUGGUCAAUUUUGAUGAUGCGGUCGCUAUACAUUAAAAGAGUUUGUAAUUCCAUAAGAAGUAGUGGCUAACUAAAUUCAGUGAUCUAUCAAACCGUAUGUGCUCUAUUAUAAUAUUUUAAUUUACAAUGUGGUGAUAUUCU
Colias croceus (clouded yellow) is the source of this 6356-nucleotide messenger RNA. It is a transcript of the gene Gyf, whose product is annotated as GRB10-interacting GYF protein 2. Gene Ontology annotation, molecular function: protein binding. Bases 123 to 4892 code for a protein of 1589 amino acids. The transcript has 29 exons. Lineage: Eukaryota; Metazoa; Arthropoda; Insecta; Lepidoptera; Pieridae. The record is from RefSeq and is a predicted model, not a curated record.